UAUCUAAAAUUUGAAUUUUUUUCCUUCAAAAAGUACUUGAAAAACACUCGUAUAAGCUCGAUAUUUUAUAGAUUUCUUUCGUUUUCAAGCAUCUCAGGAUAAGCACCGUGUAAUAAAAUACCUGCACCAUGAAUAUGAAAGAUACUCAAGUAAGAAUCGGAUUUAUUGGAGCCGGAAAUAUGGCUCAAGCUAUCGGAUUCACUUUGAUAGAUAAAGGUCUAAUAGAACCAUCGCAGAUCAAUGUAUCAGCUCCUUCUAAGAGAAAUUUCAAAAAAUGGGACGAAUCAGGAGUGAAUACAAUGCACGAUAAUGGUCAACUUAUAUUAAACAGCGAUAUUAUCUUCUUGGCGAUGAAACCUCAAUACAUAGAUCAUGCUUUGAAAGAUUUGCAUAUUUCCGCUGACCAAUGGACCUUUAGUAAAUUGGUUGUAUCAGUAAUUGCCGGAUUUUCAUUGGAAACGUUACACGAAAAAUUACGACCAGUAUUAUUCGACUAUCGUUUAAUAAAAGCAAUACCAAAUACAGCUCUACUCGUUGGUGCAGGUUUCACUGCGAUAUGUCCUGAUCCUGGUGCGACCGAAGAUGAUAUAGAGUUGAUAACAAAAAUCAUGUCAGCCGGUGGUUCUUAUGAAAUUGUUCCUGAGCACUUGAUGCAUGCCAUGAGUGCUCUUUCUGGAAGUGGAAUCGCAUACCUUUUCAACGUAAUCGAAGCGUUAUCCGAUGGCGCUGUUAAACAAGGAAUACCUCGUAGUUUAUCGUACAAAGUUGCAGCACAAACAGUAAUAGGAGCCGCACAAAUGGUCUUACAAACCGGAGAACAUCCUGCUGUUCUGAAAGAUAACGUAUGUUCUCCUGGUGGAAUGACGAUUUGUGGAGUACAUGCGUUGGAACAAGGUGGUCUUAGGGCCUCUUUGAUAAACGCACUCGAAGCAAGUACUCAUAAAUCAAUGGAUAUGAACAAGAAAAAAUAACUCUACCGAGUACUUCGUUCCUGCAUAAAUGUUACCUCAGACUUCAGUAUCUUUAGAUAUGAAAUACGAGUAUUCCUGUGCUUGUUACUAUCAUGUUAUAAUUUCGUUCAAAUUUACAUUACAAUAAUUCAUAUUUACAUUUCAACUUCA
Planococcus citri (citrus mealybug) is the source of this 1121-nucleotide messenger RNA. RefSeq names its product Pyrroline 5-carboyxlate reductase (gene P5cr). Gene Ontology annotation, biological process: L-proline biosynthetic process. The coding region runs from base 129 to 971 and encodes 280 amino acids. Gene Ontology annotation, molecular function: pyrroline-5-carboxylate reductase activity. The record is from RefSeq and is a predicted model, not a curated record. The transcript has 7 exons. NCBI's taxonomy places the organism in Eukaryota, Metazoa, Arthropoda, Insecta, Hemiptera, Pseudococcidae.